AGUGUCAGUCCAGAAAAACAACGGCGUUCCUGUGCUCUCAGGCCCAUCUGUAUGAUGACUCCACCCACAUAAACUCAAUAAAAGACAGAGACACACACUCUGGUGGAUGCUGGAAGCAUCUUUUAUCUGCUGCAGCGCACCUGUGAUUGACUCCUCUGACACCAACAGGUGCCGCUGUGAUGACGUUUGUCUCUCGCUGUUUUCGUCUCAUCCUGCGUGACGUCCUCACCCAGUCCUGCCUACACCGGUUCCUGCUGGAGAUGGUUGGCACCGCCCUCUUCCUGUCUGCCAGCCUAUCAGCUGUUCUGAUACGAGCUGACCCGAGGUCAGUGGGUGGUCUGACCAAUCAGAGCCGUCCUUCUGAAGCUUCCUCUUCCCCUGGACUCGUGGCGGUCUCACCUGUGUGUCCCCUGCAGGUAGUACUGGUCUUUGGUCUCUCUGUUGCCAUGGCGGCGCUGUCCGUAGGCGGGGCGGUUCACCUGAACCCUGCAGUUUCCAUAGCAAUGGCUCUGACGCUCAGGCUCCGCCUGUGGAGGGCAGUGCUGUACAUGAUUGGUCAGCUGCUGGGGGGCGUGGCCUCUGCUGCGCUGCUGCUCGGACUGACGGGAGAUGUGACACCUGCUGUGAACCAGGUGUCGUUUGGCAUCCGGCUGCACCAGGCGGUCGCCGUGGAAAUGCUCAUCACCCUCCAACUGGUCCUUGUUGUGAUGGCAACCACUGAUGUACCUCUGCCGGUGAUGGCCACGCCUCUGUUGGUUGGCCUGGCUGUUAGUCUGGGUCACUUGGUGGCUGUAAGUCCCGCCCACAUCUCUGUUGGUCUUCUUUGGGCCCAAGAGACAAACAACCAACAGUGUGUUUCCUCCCAGAUCCCCGCCACAGGCUGUGGGAUGAACCCAGCUCGCUCCUUUGGUCCUGCAGCCGUAACACUCGACUUCAGGAACCACUGGGUGUUCUGGGUGGGGCCUAUUCUCGGGGCGUGCGUCGCCGCCCUCCUCAAUGACCUGCUACUGCGGCCACGCUGGUGUUGCCCUGGAGAUUGGUGGGCAGAGCUGAAACAACUGUACGUGUUGACAGACGAAGAGCAGCAGGGAGCGCUGUCACCGCUGCCGUAACUCAACAGUCUGAGAAGAGUCGAUCGUCACCUAACAUCCUGUUCAGGCUUUAAUGAAGAUGCUGCAGAUCGCCAUGAAGAGCAACGUGGGCGUCCAGAUUCUUCAAAGAUUUUUCAGGCGACCACUUUUAAACACACAAGUAGUUUAAAAGUGGCGUGUACAAGUAGCCCCAAAAAAGGCACUCAAAGAUUAGAGACAUUUCUCUGUUAAAAAUGUCUUCCCGAGCCAGCAACCAACUGAAUGUUCAGAUUUACUCCGAUCUAAUGCAUUUCUAGCUGUUACUUUUCUCUUACAAGCUAUUUACCUCAGACACAAGAACAUCCCUCCAGUUAUCACACUGGGUUCUUAAAGAAUAAAUAAAUAUUGCAGCCAACUACUUUGUGAUUUCUAGCUUGAUUGUUGUUAUGAUUUCAGC
Messenger RNA from Fundulus heteroclitus (mummichog), 1527 nucleotides. RefSeq names its product aquaporin-1. Gene Ontology annotation, biological process: transmembrane transport. NCBI's taxonomy places the organism in Eukaryota, Metazoa, Chordata, Actinopteri, Cyprinodontiformes, Fundulidae. Gene Ontology annotation, cellular component: plasma membrane. The record is from RefSeq and is a predicted model, not a curated record. Gene Ontology annotation, molecular function: water channel activity.